Messenger RNA from Diatraea saccharalis (sugarcane borer), 3077 nucleotides. The record is from the annotation of a GenBank genome assembly. Lineage: Eukaryota; Metazoa; Arthropoda; Insecta; Lepidoptera; Crambidae.
AUUCCUAGUUCUCGGCUCUACUGUUCCUUGCAGUCCAGAGAACAUAUCGUUUUUAUAUUUGAAUCUAACGAGAGUUUCGUUUUGUUUCAGGUGGUGCGAGUGGGUGAGAGGAUAGUAUAAGUGCUGUGAAUGUUUAGUGAGUUAUACAGUGAGUGAGUGUUUCAAGUGCAGUGACAGUGAGUGAGCGCGUACGUCCGCGGUGGCGGCGACGCGUGCCUCAAGUCAAUGUCGGUGUGUCGAUGGACCGGUGAUCAACGACUGACUACGUCGCAACAGCAGCGUUGGUAAAGCUAUGCGCCACUACAACUACCAGAGCUGUAGGCGAACGACACCACUAAUGACAUUACCAUUGUGACGCGCUGCAGAGCGGUGGUUAAAGCGGCUCUGCCGCUUUAAAUGGACAAACGCAAGAUGCUGCCAAAGAGAGCGCGUAUGGAUAGCAUGCGGGGUCCCAUUGCUAAUGGACCCCUGCAGUCAAGGCCCUUGGUGGCGUUAUUAGACGGUCGGGAUUGCACAGUGGAGAUGCCUAUACUGAAAGACGUGGCUACGGUUGCUUUCUGCGACGCGCAGUCCACCUCCGAGAUACAUGAGAAGGUGCUGAAUGAGGCUGUAGGCGCGUUGAUGUGGCACACUAUUAUUCUCACCAAGGAGGACCUCGAGAAGUUCAAGACGCUGAGGAUUAUAGUCCGCAUAGGAUCAGGAGUAGACAACAUCGAUGUUAAAGCGGCUGGUGAAUUAGGUAUAGCUGUAUGUAAUGUUCCGGGUUACGGUGUAGAAGAAGUAGCUGACACGACGAUGUGUCUUAUAUUGAAUUUAUACCGGCGGACGUAUUGGCUCGCGAACAUGGUGCGGGAAGGGAAAAAAUUCACAGGUCCAGAGCAGGUGCGCGAGGCGGCAGCGGGGUGUGCGCGUAUCCGAGGCGAUACGCUCGGUAUCGUGGGACUUGGCCGCAUCGGUUCAGCCGUCGCGCUAAGGGCAAAGGCUUUCGGUUUUAACGUCAUCUUUUACGACCCCUACCUGCCAGACGGCAUCGAGAAGUCACUCGGCCUCACGAGAGUCUACACGCUGCAGGAUCUCCUAUUCCAGAGUGAUUGUGUAUCAUUACAUUGCAGCCUGAAUGAGCACAAUCACCAUCUCAUCAAUGAGUUCACUAUCAAACAAAUGCGUCCAGGUGCGUUCCUGGUGAACACGGCCCGUGGCGGGCUGGUGGAUGACGAGGGCUUAGCGGCCGCGCUCAAACAAGGUCGCAUCCGCGCCGCCGCACUCGACGUUCACGAGAAUGAACCGUUCAACGUGUUCCAGGGACCCCUGAAGGACGCGCCGAACGUUCUCUGCACCCCGCACGCGGCCUUCUAUUCGGACGCGUCAGCGCAGGAGCUGCGCGAGAUGGCCGCGUCGGAGAUCCGGCGUGCGAUAGUAGGCCGCAUCCCGGACUGCCUGCGCAACUGUGUCAACAAGGACUACUUCCUUCCGGGUUCGGCGCCCGUACUGGCGCCGCCCGGUGCGCUGCCCACGCCACAACCACCGCCAGCCGGCUACAGCGAGGGCAUGAACGGCGGAUACUACGCCGGCGCCGCCGCGCAGGCCGCUCACUCCACAACCGCUGUGCACGAGCCUCCCGCGCCGCAGUUGCCGCCGCAACCCGCGCCCGUUCAACCCUCGCCACAACCGCCCAUCUCCCUGCCGAUCAACACUUCGGAUCCGGCUAAUCACCAGUUGAAGCAGGAGAGCUCCGAUGUCCACUAGGCGACGGCAUACGCUACGUUACAGUACCGUUAAGGCGCCGAGCGACUAAUCAAACUACAAACAAACAAUAGUUUUAUUGAUUCCAUCGCAAUAUGUCAUAAGUACCUAUGUCGUAAGCCAACGAGUGAUAAUUAUGUGAGCAAUGUUUGCAUUGAGACGCGCUGAGUGUGGAUGUGUCGGUUUUCCGAGACAGUAAAAUAGACUCGGUGACGUGGGCAAUGAGUCGGCGGACAUUUGGAAUGUGACUGACGCUUAUCGACGUCUUAAGAACAUAAAUGUUUUGUGGUUAUACUAUAGAAGUAUAUACAUGUAAUAUUUAACGAGGUUCCUUAUGAAUCAAAACAAAUUGUGUACAGAAAGCGUGUGCAUAAAUCAAAGUGAAUUAGCGUCUCAGUGCAAACGGCGCUAUAAAUUGAGCGAAUAGUUGAUUCUGUGUUUGUAUUCGGUAAGUUGGGACAGCUAUAUAUAUAAAUACUGUUAUAAGUAAAAUGCGUGUAGCGAUCGCGGGCCGACGUAAUGACGACAGUGUGAACUACUGCUGGACAUGUUCCGAAAAUUUGGUGGUAUAGAAGUAAUCGCAUUUAACUUAACGCAUCGGGUGUUAUCAGGCGCGUGUGUGAUCGCUUUUAAAAUAUUUGAGACAUUUGGUGUUUCAACUACAGAGGUAUAUAGAUAAAUAGUGGAGUGAUAUCUGAUAGUUGAGUGAUAAAAACGCGCGUUCGCCAACCCUCGGUGACCGCGACGUCACACAGCAUCGUCCGCGCUGUUUCUUGCCCGCGUGUCUAUUAUCUAACUGCAUACUAUUGAACGCUGAAGGUAACCUAUAAUUACAAUUAUCUUUCCUACUUGCCUCAAUUUAUAGGUAUAAAUUUCUAAAGCUAUAUUUUCAGAAUGAUUUGCGAUUUUUGUGACCAUUUCGCUGUGGUUUGAAGUUAGAUAAAAAGCUCGCUGGUAUGAAUGGCCGAGCGCAUGCACACGAACUGUUAUUUUAUAAGUAUCAACAAAUGGACUGUAGAUUCUAUCAUCACACUUAAUGAAAAAAAGGUCGUCGUAUUUUUUAAUUAUUUGAAAUGUACAAAAUGCUUUCAUUUGAUUAUUUUUUAUUUCUAAAUAGAGUGUAAAUGACGAAUUUGUACAUGAAUGAACACCGUACGUGAGAGACCGAACGCAAUAGCGGGGCAUGCCCCCACAUCAGCCUGUUUAAAAAUCGUGAGAAUUGGUAUUUAAAAUUAGUAUUUACUUACAGUUUAGUUUAAUGACAAAAACAAUGUGUAUAUUUUAUGAGAAAGUGAAAAGUUCUUAAAUAAAACUAUUGUUUUCGGAUUAAUUAC